Phytophthora nicotianae INRA-310 is the source of this 2193-nucleotide messenger RNA. RefSeq lists its product as hypothetical. Gene Ontology annotation, biological process: chromatin remodeling; regulation of transcription by RNA polymerase II. The transcript is spliced from 9 exons. Bases 714 to 2129 code for a protein of 471 amino acids. The record is from RefSeq and is a predicted model, not a curated record. Gene Ontology annotation, molecular function: transcription coregulator activity; DNA binding. NCBI's taxonomy places the organism in Eukaryota, Oomycota, Peronosporomycetes, Peronosporales, Peronosporaceae. Gene Ontology annotation, cellular component: nucleus; nuclear chromosome.
CCAAGUCUCUCCCCUUUUGGCUGACCAAUGGCGAGACGGUAUCAGUUGGGUUUUGGCCAAUGAGAAGACAGGUGAUGUGCUUUGGGUCACUUUGCCUUGGACGGCACCAGCCACAAUGAGGCAACGGAAGCCCAGUUGGCGUUGCUGGCGCGAUGGGGAAAGCAGCUUCGCGUCGUUUUGUGGUGAAAUCAGACAAUUCAGAACUUCAAGCCACACGCAUAGUCGACUACUUGUAAGCUGACAUCUCCAUCACAAGACGUGGCGUGACUGUGCUCAACGGAUGUCAUCCAGCUGACAGUCCAGUGCGAAAUUGACAACUUCAACUGAAAUUAUCACAAUAGAAGUCGUAAGCUCAAAUUCACUUUCAAAAUUCCGAUCACCUCAUUGGUAAUAUUUUCUGCCAAUCGAUACUCAAAUGUUUCGAUUUCUCCAAAGUACAGAUUUCAGUUGAAAAUGGCCGGCCGAGAGUUCGCGCAUGUCCAGCCGGUGCGUGCGUGCCCCUGGCGGGCCCAGGAGACCCAAAACGGCCGCACUCUUUCUCCUAUCUCCUCUGCAAUAGGCUUGUGUAACUUGUGACAAUCUUUCGCUCUCCCGCUCGCCAGGACAAUGCCGAGAUCGAACGAUCUGUGCUCUCACAAGAGGUGGAAGCGCUGCGAAACCGGCUAGGGCUGCGCCAAGUGGACGUGUCGAAGGAGUGCGGUGUGAACGCCAGUAUGCUGUCCCAGUGGAUGCUGGGCAGGUACAAGGGCAAUGUUGGACGAAUCAACGGUCUGAUGGAGUCGUGGCUGAUUCGCCGGCGUGGAGGAAAGCCGAUGGAUAAGGGCAUGAUGCUGUUCACCUCGACGGCUAGCUCACCGAAGCUGAAGCGAAGGUUGGAGGAGAUGAACGAUCCACUACAAGCAGCCAGAAGGAAAGACAGCAUGGUCCUGGCGCAGCGCAAACUGUAUAAUUAUCCCAAGUUCCCAACUCAUGACACGCUACUGAUCCCCAUUCGACUCGACAUAGACGUCGAAGGUUACCGGUACAUUGACUCUUUUUCGUGGAACUUCUAUGAGAAGGACUUCACGUACGAGACAUUUGCUGCAGCGCUAGUGAGAGACUUGGAUCUCCCCAACUGCUUUUACAAGCGGAUCGCAAAAUCGAUUCAAGAGCAGGUGGAGAAGGCACAGAAAUUGCUUCCAUGGAGCGAGGCUGUCACUGGCGAGAGUUUACACCCGAUUUUUAUCAACCUACGGCUAAACGAUACUAUCUACAUCGACCGUUUUGAGUGGGAUCUCAAUAAUCCCAACAACUCACCCGAGCGCUUCGCCCAAGUCGUUUGUGAGGACUUGGGUUUGAGUGGCGAGUUCGAAGCCCAAGUGGCUUUAUCCAUCCGCGAGCAGCUUCGAGACUACUCAAGAGUAAGCAAACAAUGCGAUCUGCUAAUGCCAGAGUGGAGUGCUGACGUGGUAGAUAAUGCUAUUGAGCAGCUUAUUCGAGAAGGUUUGAAAGACCGAGUCAGCAGACUACCACCAGUCACUGCAGCGUUCCGCGACCGCCUUGACGCUGAAGCGUGGGGUCCGUCAGUGAAGUACAUUCUGGCGGACGACAUCCCACAACUCGAGCGCGAAGACUUUAAGCGGAUGAGGCCGCUAUCACGCCCGACGAUACACGUGACUCCGCCUCCCGCUCCAGUAGCAAAACCCAAUCGGCCGCCCAAGCCAGUCAACACAUUCCUCAUGUUUUGCAGGCAAAACCGAAAGAAGAUUAUGGCGGAUCAUCCUGCUACCAGCGCUAAGGAUGCGUCGAAAAUUCUCGGAGAUAUGUGGCAAAAACUGUCCGAGAAGGAACGCGCAAGUUACAUCCCAAUGACCGAAAUGGAGAACCAGCGGCGAAUGAACGAGUGGCGGAUGAAGGAGAACGCACUGAAUGGCAUCCACACGACACUAACUGGCGGCAUAGCAACUCCCACUGCAUCAGCCACUUCCAGACAAGCCACAAUUCCUGGCGCUCCGAUGCUUCUAGCUCCUCGAAUCGCUCCGAGUGUGGCCUCGCCAAUCGACGACGUUGACGAUGCUGACGCCGAGGAUGACGAAGACGACGAAGACGACGAUGAAGAUACUGCUAGUGCGACUGGCAUUACCGUCUGAUAAAGCUGCAUUGAUCAAUCAAGCCAGGUCUCAAUCUAUUGAGAUCUGGCCCUUCAAAAGUCUG